AUGCCUGACCUCCGAACGCUUAACAAGCAGGAGCACCAGCUGCGAAAAUCGCUGGAAGGAAUCCAGCAGUUUAUAAGUGGUUUCCAAACGAAGCGAGAUGCGGGACAAGUGAGCGUUAGACUGGAAGCAUUGGACAAGCUGUUCAGUCAGUUUCUCGAGAUCCGAAUACAAAUCGAGCUGCUUUUGGAGGAUGCGAUUGAGGACGGCGAUGGCGAUGAAGAAGCGCUCGUCGAGCAGAACGACAAGGUACGGCAGGACUUCGAAAAUGUAUACUACGCGCUGAAGUCCGAACUGCAGGCCUUCCAGUCGAUUGGAUGCAGUACGUUGAAGAGCUCCACGUCGCAAGCACCGGAUGCGCAAACAGAAACCCAGUUUGCAAAGGUGAAGCUCCCCGAAAUAAGGCUGCCGUCGUUCACAGGACAGAUCCACGAAUGGGUGCCGUUCCGAGACAGCUUCCGGAGUCUUAUUCACGACAGUAACCUCCUCACGGAAGUCGACAAGUUCACCUAUUUGAGGUCUUCGUUGUCCGGUGAUGCGCUGCAGGAAAUAAACUCCAUCGAUUUGUCUACAGCCAAUUACGCGGUAGCGUGGAAGGCGUUGGAGAGCCGUUUCGAAAACAAGAAGUUGAUCGUCAAGGCGCACCUCGAUGCACUUUUCGCCGUGGAGGCACUCAAGAAGGAAAGCUACGAGGAGCUGAACCGGUUAAUCAGCGCUUUCGAGAAGAAUCUGCAGAUGCUGGAGAAGAUCGGCGAAAAACCAUCGGAUUGGAGCACGAUUCUCGCAUAUAUGGUUUGUUCCCGAUUAGACAUGGCUACCCUGCGCCACUGGGAAACCCACCACAACAGCAAGGAAGUUGCACAGUAUCCCGCUGUGAUGGACUUUCUGAAGAGUCACUGCUCCGUUCUACAGUCGAUCGCUCCAUCAAGGCCUACGGUUCCCAUCUAG
Messenger RNA from Aedes albopictus (Asian tiger mosquito), 945 nucleotides. RefSeq lists its product as uncharacterized. The transcript has a single exon. Bases 1 to 945 code for a protein of 314 amino acids. The record is from RefSeq and is a predicted model, not a curated record. Lineage: Eukaryota; Metazoa; Arthropoda; Insecta; Diptera; Culicidae.